AUGACGUCACACGUUAUGGGAGGCAAGCAAGCGAGUGUGCUAGUCUCGUGCCUGACAAAGCCGUUGGAGCCAGACGGGCGACCCGCUUGGCGCAGCUACAGUUCCGUGCCUCAGCCCAAGUCGUCUCCGUCAACAGGUGCUACCCAUGUAGCGGCCACAUGUGUCCAUUGUCAGGCUGGACUUGGGGGCUUUCCGGGAAGGUGGCGUCCAAUAGUCUCUGACUCCUCGGUGCCAGACAUUGAAGUAGAGCCCUGCUCUCUGAGUCUCGGCGAGACACGUAGCAGUCUUCAGCUGUUGCUAGAUGCAUCGGCGUUGGCUAUGAAAGAGCCGAAACUGAUAUACAGGACAGAGAACGGUCCGCAGCGCUCCGCGAAAGCUCGUCUCCUUGAAGCUGAAGGCGUAAUGAAUCAACCGAGUAACGAAGAUGUUGUUCAGGAACACGGGCGUGAAACCAAUGGCGGAAUUUCAAAGCGGGAUGCGCUUUCUACCUGGCCGGAGCAACUGCAUACGGGCGAGCGCCAGAGUGCUGCGAAUCUUUGGCGCGUUCCGAACGAAACGAAUGAAGUCUGUCAGGCAUCUGGUGCGGCGUCGGCGACGCAGAGAGCCGGCAUCGCUGCUCCAGACUGCGUUUCUGAGACCGGCACUCGCGGAUCGUUUGCAGCGUCGGGUUCAUCUGCAUGCGAUGGCGAUGCAUUAAGUGACAGACCAUUCCCCAGUUGUGCGAAUCACGUGACGACGAAACAGGUCAGCACGUCUUGCGCUGAUGAAUCCCGAGGCGAAUCGGGAUCAUCAUCGAAAGCGUUGCUUGUGAAUGACCGAGAGAGGUUAAGGGACUCUGCACGGCAAACGCAUCGGAUGCAUGAGCAGAAACGUCGCCGCAUGAUCUCCUCACGCGUAGACGCGCUCAUGUGUCUGGUGCCGGCAGUACGCGGGUAUGCAACCAGGUUUGGUCGGAAACCAGACCGGGCCACGAUCCUCGAGGGUGCUGCCGAAUACAUCCGUUCCCUGGAAGCCAAUGUCGCAGCGCUGAAAACGCGCUUGCAAGAGUUGGAAGUUGCUAAUUUCGUUGCAAAAAAAUACGGCGUAUCGUCGCCUGACAUCACGCAGUACAAACCGGAGCAUAUCGUGCUUCGACAUCAUUGCAGGUAG
This is a messenger RNA of Cyanidioschyzon merolae strain 10D, 1149 nucleotides long. RefSeq lists its product as hypothetical. Gene Ontology annotation, molecular function: protein dimerization activity. The record is from RefSeq and is a predicted model, not a curated record. Lineage: Eukaryota; Rhodophyta; Bangiophyceae; Cyanidiales; Cyanidiaceae. The transcript has a single exon. Bases 1 to 1149 code for a protein of 382 amino acids.